AUGUCUAACUCGCUUCUUAGUGCGUGUGCCCAGGCUCAAUUUGAUCAUGAGUUUCGUCAGCUUACAGAAGACUCGACACUAUUCUAUACCGAUGGGUCCAAGGUUGACCACAAUCUUUGCGUGGAUGCUUCUGUUUUCUCUCCGCAGUUACACGCUGAGCUUAUGCAUAAACUUUCGCCAUAUACCUCGAUCCUCUCGACUGAAGCCUAUGCGAUAUACACUGCUAUCACCAUAGCUAUUGACUUAAAACUGUCUGACGCAACGAUCAUUACGGACUCUCUUAGUGUCUUAGAGACAGUCAAGAAUCACCAUAAUCCUAAGAACAAUUACCUUAUCCCUCUGAUCAAAUCGGUGUUAGAGGAGGCUGGGAGGAAUGGCACAAGCGUUAAGUUCAUUUGGAUUCCGUCACACAGGGGCAUCGAGGGGAAUGAGAAAGCAGACCAACUUGCUAAGCGUGCUAUUCGGUGCGGUAUUGAACCUAAUUUUAAGGUACCUUAUUCGGAUCUCUGCGCAGUUAUUAAAGAAAAAAUUUCUAACAGUUUCUAUUAA
Molecule: messenger RNA, 549 nt
Organism: Cyphomyrmex costatus
Lineage: Eukaryota; Metazoa; Arthropoda; Insecta; Hymenoptera; Formicidae
Exons: 1
Coding region: 1-549 (182 amino acids)
Molecular function (GO): RNA-DNA hybrid ribonuclease activity; nucleic acid binding
Source: RefSeq, a predicted model, not a curated record